Notolabrus celidotus (New Zealand spotty) is the source of this 1284-nucleotide messenger RNA. RefSeq names its product heme-binding protein soul5 (gene soul5). The transcript is spliced from 8 exons. The record is from RefSeq and is a predicted model, not a curated record. NCBI's taxonomy places the organism in Eukaryota, Metazoa, Chordata, Actinopteri, Labriformes, Labridae. Gene Ontology annotation, cellular component: cytoplasm. Bases 373 to 1035 code for a protein of 220 amino acids.
AAUGAGAACUUUCUUAAUGAGUAUACGUCGGUCAUUGAUUUACAUGGUUUCGCCUAGCAAAGCUGGACAAGAAUGAAAUACCGGAAAAUGUUUUCUUGAAUUUGUGUUCCUUACAUAGAAACCAUUACAGUGCUCUGUUCUUCAGAAUGGUACUUGGUACUUGGCCACCUUCCAAGCUGAAAAAUAAAGGACACCCAUGGCAGCCGGCCACGACCACGACCACCAAAAUGGCCUCAUCGUGGGGUGGGGCACCAGUUGUGAUACAGGGAGUGGCCAGCUUGCCUUUCAUAACCAGAGUUGGAAUAAAUAGUUGCUGUGGACCAGACUGUGAGGGCACUAUUUGGAAUCCACAGAACCCAACACUCUGAAACUAUGAUUCUUCUUUCAGGCCUUGUUGGUGUCUUGCUGGUGCUGACAGCUGAGGCUGGAGUUGGAAAGUCAUCACCAGACAAUUUCUGCACUGAGACAAAAGAAUGCCUUACGUUUGAAAAGAUUUGUGAAACUGAUGAUUAUGAGGUGCGGCACUAUGGCCCUGUGAAAUGGGUCUCCACCAAGGAGGAGUCUUGGUCCAUGGAUUAUGCAUCAAUGAAAGCAUUCGGGCGGCUGUUCAACUACAUCAGUGGUGAAAAUGCAGAAGGGAAGAAGAUUGAAAUGACAGCUCCUGUUGUCGUAGACGUUCCUGAUAAAUGGUUUUGGGAAAAAGGCAUCUAUACAAUGAGUUUCUUGCUGCCAAGUGAUCAUCAGAGCAAUCCCCCUAUGCCUACUGAUAAAGAGGUGUACAUCCAUGAAUCGCCGGAUAUGAAAGUGUAUGUGCAGAGCUAUGGAGGAUGGAUGACGUGCGUAUCAGACGGUUGGCAUGCUCACAGUCUGUGCGAAUCCCUUGACAUGGCUGAUGCAAAGUACGAUAAAGACAUCCACUAUGGUGUUGGCUACAACAGUCCAAUGGCACUAUUCAACAGGCACAAUGAGGUGUGGUAUGUUGUUAAGGGUGAGCCAAUGUGUACCAGCAGCAGUGAGGAAAUUAUGUUAAACUGAGUUUUUCGAGUUCUGUGCUGUAACAGUUUACAUCAGACGGUGUACACACGAGAUUUUGUAGCUAUAGCUUGCUUCAAGACCCAUAGUAUGCAUCAUUAGCAUGACAUUCCAGUGAGACUGCAGAGUUUUGACCUGUUUUUUUCAAUGUGAAUAAACUGAAUAAACCAGGUGUUAUUCGUGACUAUGGGUUUACACUGGCUUGUCUGAUGAUUACCUUAUAUAUCCAAUAAAGCUACUCCUUUGCAUUGA